AUGCAAAAAGUUAACACAAAGCUUGCAGUAAGCUCUUACGGAGAAGAUGAAAUCAUUAGUCUUAUUCAAACGCUCUACAUAAAACAACCUCUAUCAAGCACCUCAAUCUCUGGACAUGAUGAGGAGCCAGAAUGGGCAGAAUACAAAAUCAAAGAAACCAAUAUGUUCACUGCAGAUAAAUAUCAACAGAUUGGCUUUUUCCCCAAUGAGAAGGCUUUUGCUCUAAGGUACCAGACAGCUGGCAUGUUAGAAACUGUGUUAAGGCAAGGGGUGCUGGGUGAAGAUGACACUGGAGAAGAAUCACCAAAAAACCUUAAGCUUCCUUCUCGCCAGCCUUCUAUUGUUUGUGAGAAUUGCCUAUACUCACAAGAGAAAGACAGGCGAGCAAGAGCCUUUCAUAUCAUGGACCCUAAAGGCAUUUUGGAAAUGCUUCUUAUCUUCCUUGAGGAUAGAGGUGAUGGGGUGCUUUUUCAUCCUUCACUCGAAAGUAACAUUGAUAGCACAAACAGGAUCUUACCAUUUCUUGGUAAGUGGAAAGGUCAUUCUAGAACAAAACGCAGUGGUGUUUAUGGAGCAACAAUUGCUGAAGCUGAUACAGUUGCUUUACUUGACAUGGAUGAUAAUAGUCAGCUAAUCCAGGAUAUUUCUUCCACGUCUGAUGGACUUCAUGUUACAACUAAUGUGCACUGGACUGGUACCAGAUCAGAUGACUUGGUCACAUUUGAUGGAGGAUACCAAAUGACGUUCUUGCCCGGAGGCAUGUACAUGGGGUGUCCUUCUAACAUUGCUAAGAGUGUGGCAGAGUCCAAGUCAUUUCAUUUGGAGUUCUGUUGGCUGGAAUCACCUGGGAAGAGACAAAGACUGGUUAGAACCUACGAUACAGAAGGCUUGGCUGUCUCAUCCACUUAUUUUUUUGAAACAAAAAUGUGA
Molecule: messenger RNA, 930 nt
Organism: Dovyalis caffra
Lineage: Eukaryota; Viridiplantae; Streptophyta; Magnoliopsida; Malpighiales; Salicaceae
Source: the annotation of a GenBank genome assembly